This is a messenger RNA of Carya illinoinensis, 1456 nucleotides long. Its product is annotated as GDSL esterase/lipase At5g03610-like. Bases 203 to 1267 code for a protein of 354 amino acids. The transcript is spliced from 5 exons. The record is from RefSeq and is a predicted model, not a curated record. NCBI's taxonomy places the organism in Eukaryota, Viridiplantae, Streptophyta, Magnoliopsida, Fagales, Juglandaceae. Gene Ontology annotation, molecular function: hydrolase activity, acting on ester bonds.
UUAGUUGAUAGAUUUAUUUUUAUAUAAUCCCUUUUAGCUAAAUUAUUUUCCUAUAUUGUGGUACCACCUAUCAUUAAGAAAGUAGGCAUCCAAUAUCUUCUUCAUUGCGGGCUUGUCCACAUAUUUUGCAUCUACUUCCACCAAAAUUUGUCUUCGUGCAACGCUUCACGUUCGCCGCGCUAAUUCUCUUCUUGUAGCUGUAAUGGAUACGCAAAAGCUCAUCAGUUCUGUUCUCUGCUGCUUCCUCUUGUCCAUGCUCUCAGGGCGGCAACAAACGGUGCAAGGAAAUCAUCAUAUACCCUCUAAUAUUCGUCCGCUAAAGCUCUUCAUCUUUGGAGAUUCUUAUGUUGACACCGGCAACACCAAUAAAACUCAAGUCGCGUGGAAAUAUCCCUAUGGCAUCACCUUUCCGGGAAAAGCAGUUGGUCGUUUCUCUGAUGGCUGUGUCCUCUCCGAUUACAUUGCUAAGUUCUUAGGACUCGAGUCUUCGAUUCCAUAUGAAGGGUGGAAAUCGUCAUCAUGUGGGAUUCCAUUGUUGAAAUACGGAAUGAAUUUUGCUUAUGGAGGCACGGGUGUCUUCGAUACUGUUACCCCCGGCCCAAAAAUGACAGUCCAGAUCGAUUACUUCGAACAGCUUCUCAAAGACAAUGUGUUUACCGCUAAAGACCUAGAGAGCUCCGUGUCCUUAGUCAGUCUCGCUGGAAAUGACUACUUUACCUACCUUACCACGAACGUCGCAUCUGCCGAGGGAUUGCAAUCUUUCAUUACGACAGUGGUCAAUCAACUUGCCAUCAACUUGAAACGAAUUCAUGGCUUGGGUGUUAAAAAAAUAGCCGUGACAUUUAUAGAGCCUUUUGGAUGUCUCCCUAUUUUCACAGGCACAUCCUCAUUCCGGCAGUGCAAUGAGACGUAUAACUCGUUCGCCAGUUUCCACAAUCUUCUAUUGAACCAAACAGUGGAAAAGCUGAACAAGGAAACAAAGGAUUCUCCCUUUUUCAUUAUUGAUCUUUAUGCUUCGUUCAGGUCCACCAUCAAGAAAAAAGGAAGUAUUAAGUUUGAGAACCCAUUGAAGCCGUGCUGUUUGCCUACUGUAAGCGGCGACUAUUUAGCCUGUGGGAGGGUAGAUGAAAAUGGAGCCAAGUUAUAUACACUUUGUGAGAAUCCCAAAUCAGGAUUCUUUUGGGACUCAUUUCAUCCUUCGCAGGAGGGAUGGCGUGCUGUGUAUUCAGCUUUGCAAGCCACUCUUGAACAAUAUUUUCUCCACUAGAUCACGAUCUAAUAAGUUUUACAAUAUAGAAGUUUUACACGUGUACAUAGAAAGACAGUUAACUUACUAGUAUUGUAUUUUGCUUAAUGGGUUUGGGAACAGCUUUACAGCUUUGUAUAUAAAGCGUCUGUAAUCACAUUUUUAAUACAUAUGGUAGAAUAUUUUUACUCUGGAAAUUAGAUUUCUUAA